AUGUAUGCGCGUUGUCGGUUGUCGGAGUUUUGUGACGAAGAUCGUUUGAGUGUGGGCCGGGGAGGAGAUGUGCACGAAACCGAACCGGAACGAUAUAAGGAUACCGAUGACAUGAGCUCAGAUACGGCAGCUGGACAAACAACACAACCCAUCGACCUGCCCAAGCCGACGGACUCGAGCUAUGGACAUGCGGACAUCCUCCAAACCCUCCCGAUCGAUAGCUCCCCUUCAUGUUUGGAAUGGUCGAACGACGGCCAAGCCUUUGCAGUCACCAAGGCGAACAUAUACCUCUUGACACCCAUUCUCGGAUACUUGGUUUCUCCGGAAGACCGUCAUACGCAUACACAAGCCCAACCCACUGAGAAUGGCUCUCAUUCGCAAGACGCUCCAUCUACGCCUUCAAGAUCUAAUCCUUCGGGCAUACAAGAAUCAAUAGCAGACUCGACUACAAAAUCGGCCGGUGGUCAGCCUAAGAUACCAUUCUUUACGACGAUUAUCGAGAUCAAUAAACAACUUGGCGUUAAUUGGUCAACCCACUCUAAUGAUAUAUCGACCAUCACACCGCCUAAUGAUGAUCGAUUCUGGCGAGCAGCUACCUGGUCUCCUAGUGGCUUAUCAGCCUUGGGAUCGUGCUUGCUUGCUGGAUUGUCUACCACUUGCGAUGUCUUUGUAUAUUCACCCUGUCAGAAUUACCAAGCUGGAUUGUGGGCAAUCAAAGAAACGCUAAACCUCUCCGAAGAAUUGUUGACAAUCUUUUACGAUUUUUAUCCAUCUAUCAUUGGCCAUCAAGAGGACCCGACGAAGUCAAUUGAUGUCAGUCCAGAGACUGCAUGGGACAUAUCGGAAGAGGGAGAGGAGAAACGAAGCAGAUUUACUGCGGGCGUUCUCAGAACUCAAGCCACUUGUAUUGCCUGGUCGCCUGCCUAUUCACAUUCCAACUGCGACACACCCGUCUUGAAUCAGCAUGACGAUUUAUAUGAUGUCGAUUUUUCGCUGCUUGCGGUAGGCCACAGAAGAGGGGAUCUAUCUCUGUGGAGACACACAUCCAAAGGACACAUGGAGCUUGAGUCCUUUAACCCAAUUUGCUCCGACGGCCGGACUCUCAACUUGCUAUCGUGGUCAGAUUGGAAAUUGAGCGCUAGGCGAAGAGUUGACGAUACAUCGGCACAGCAGUACCAGUUAACUGCCCAUCUAGCAGUGGCUAAUUCGAAAGGGGUAGUUUAUCUCAUGCAAGUCUGUCGACCGUUCGAGAGACCGACGAAGCCAGUCUCUCCCAUUUCCCGGAUGGAGAUACAGAUCAUAGGGAUAUACCAGGACCCACUGAACCAAUCAUCGAUCACCUACUUCAAAUGGUUACCUCCCUCUGGGAAUACUCUGUCGAGAUUGAUCAUCAGUCGGUUGGGCGAGAUCGUUCUUGUUCCGUUGUCUUCGACUUCUACUGAAGGCCAGAGUGAUUCUCAGUCUGGAUUGUUCCUCGGACCCACUCAGGUGAUUCAAUUGCCUGUCUUGCAACCUCAUGACGAUCGCUUGUGUUGGGCGGACUGCAACAGCUGGGCAACAUGUUCAGGAAUGAGUAUCAUCCCAACAAGUUUACCUGGGAUUACGCAAAUCAUAGCGAUGCUUUCGAACGGCUUGAUAUUCGUUUUGAGGGAAUCUUUAGAUCCCAACCCGUCAUCAUCAUCUUCGGCUAUGGCCAACCCACUCGAGCUCGACUUGGCACAUUCCGUGCAACUUUCACUAGACUUUCGAGCCAAGUUUCGCGCGAUCGGCUAUUCUGCCCACCCUCCACCCAACAGCACGCCGAUCACCAAGCAGAACGUCAUGAGUGUCUAUGGAUCACAUGUUCUCAGUGGUCUACAACAUGUCUCAGGUGACCACCAGCAGCUCCAUUCAAUCGAUCCGAUUUCUCUACUGAGCAGCUGCAUCAUGAGUUGGUUGUACGAAAUCGACGCCCCCAACAAGUUUCGCUACAAACCGGAGAACCACCAAAUUCUCCAGUUUUGUUUAGCAUAUUUCAAUCCGGUUGGAUCGGUCCAAAGGAGGGUGCAGCUACUAGGGAUGCUCGAGAAUCAAAUCACUGCGAUAUUGCCGGCCAUGCUUUCCAAAUCGGCUUCGUCCAUCUUAGUGUCGCCUUCUUCAAAACUGUUGAACAUUUUCAACAUCCUCCACUCGAUUUUCUCUGAUCCUGGGUCUCGGGAAUCUCCGUCUUUCGAUCUCCUCAACUCCACUCUUUCGAAUUUGGUUGAUUUGCUUCCACUGGGAACAGAAACUGCUUACUUCGCGCUACCGGACCAUCAACCCAUUCUAAACUAUGAUGGAGGGACGACGUCUAUGGCCUUGAAAAGUCAACUAAUUAACCAACUCUUCUAUAAUCUCAAUCUUGACCACCUUCGCUUGAAGGUCAACCUUUGUAACUUUUUGCUGGGUCGCGCCGAUAAAGCUAAAUUCCCCUCAUUGAGAUCUCGGCUCGUUGAGGCCAAAGUCUCUCUCUCACGAGUCAUCCAUCGCCUGGUCUUGCAAACCAUUGCGCAGUUCUUUCUUCGACAUGUAGGGCAACUUUCGAGCGAUGAAAGGCCAGUUUUCAAUCGAUAUCAAUGUGCGACCAAAGCUAUUGACCGGUUCCCAGAGCCAACAAUCGAGCAACUUUUGGAACCUGAUGAGGUCGACCACAAGCUGUUAGACCAAGAUCGGCUUUCAUCGGCCCCUGAUGAUUCACUGGGCAAUGGAAAUCCUCUGAUCUCGUUCGGAGGAGAAGAAAACGAAGUGGAGCAGUGUCCCGCUUGUCUUCAAUCUGUUUGUUUUGAUAGUCUGCGAUUUGCGAUCUGUCGCGUUGGCCAUGUUUGGGACCGAUGCUCAGUCACCUUUCAAAUCUUAUCGACGAUUAAAGUGAGGAUCUGUACCGGCUGCGGGAGAAAAUCGAUGGUAAAAGGUGGUGGCGAGGAUCAGACGACCAGUCGACCUCCUGAGGCCAGUCAAGAAGGGGCUCAAAUGGAGACUGGUGAUCAUCAACAUCCUUCAACUUCUACUCAGCAGGAGGAUGCGGAUGUCGGUCGGCUGGGCAAGCCUUCGUUGGUUCAGGUCUUGCUGGAUUCAUCCAUCUGUUGUUGGCAUUGCGGUGGGAGAUGGAGACUUUCUUCUUGA
Messenger RNA from Puccinia graminis f. sp. tritici CRL 75-36-700-3, 3141 nucleotides. RefSeq lists its product as uncharacterized. The record is from RefSeq and is a predicted model, not a curated record. Gene Ontology annotation, molecular function: histone acetyltransferase activity. NCBI's taxonomy places the organism in Eukaryota, Fungi, Basidiomycota, Pucciniomycetes, Pucciniales, Pucciniaceae. The transcript is spliced from 15 exons. Gene Ontology annotation, biological process: transcription initiation at RNA polymerase III promoter. The coding region runs from base 1 to 3141 and encodes 1046 amino acids. Gene Ontology annotation, cellular component: transcription factor TFIIIC complex.